AUGCUUGAUUCUUCAACUGCUGUAGCCAUCGAAUUCUAUGAGAGGUCGCAUUCGUCGGAGCAGCUUUUGCUCUCGUUUCCCAAUGCCAAAUCGAGUCGGGAAGGUACGGGGCUUGAUUUCACCCACUCUCACUCUGGUCAGCAUACCAAGCUGAUCAUUAACUCGUCCGGGUCUACGUCCCAGGCUGCUAUAUACACACAGCCCUCGCGUUUCUUUACUGAACGAACCGUCUUUUCUCCUACGAAAAUGGCUACUUCAGUAGUGACGACAGCCGCCUCUCAAGGCAAUGGCUUUUCGGGUAACGAAUUCCGAUCCGGCUAUUCGACUUGGUCAGGUCAGGAACCGGUGAGUCGGGUUUCAUUUAUUCAUUUACCGUUUUGA
Molecule: messenger RNA, 381 nt
Organism: Protopolystoma xenopodis
Lineage: Eukaryota; Metazoa; Platyhelminthes; Monogenea; Polystomatidea; Polystomatidae
Source: the annotation of a GenBank genome assembly